UAUAUAUAUAUAUACACAUAUUACCCUAUCACUUAUCUAAACCAUACCCAUAAUUAUAACCUUUUAUUGAUCUCCCAUUCGCUUAAUUACUACAUCUAGUAACAACAUUAAAGCUUGACUAGCUGCUAUCUAGCCAUGUCUCCUUCUCAUAAUCAUCUCUUCUUUAUUUUCCUAUGCGUUCUUGCGUCUUCUCUCUCAGUCUCUGCUAGACCAGCAACUUUUCUUCAGGAUUUUAAAGUCACAUGGUCUGAAUCCCAUAUCAGGCAACUCGAUGCUGGAAAGGCUAUCCAACUCAUUCUAGACCAAAAUUCAGGAUGUGGGUUUGCCUCAAAGAUGCAGUACUUGUUUGGUCGUGUUAGCAUGAGGAUCAAGCUUGUCCCCGGAGAUUCCGCUGGAACUGUCACUGCCUUUUAUAUGAAUUCGAACACCGACAAUGUACGAGAUGAACUAGACUUUGAAUUCUUGGGGAAUAGGACAGGGCAGCCAUACACGGUUCAAACAAAUAUCUAUGCUCAUGGAAAGGGUGAUAGAGAGCAAAGAAUUAACUUAUGGUUUGAUCCUUCUGCAGAUUUCCACCUCUACACUAUUCUAUGGAACCAUCACCAUAUUGUGUUUUAUGUAGAUGAUGUGCCUAUUAGAGUAUACAAGAACAAUGAAGCAAGAGGAAUCCCAUUUCCAAAAUUCCAGCCCAUGGGUGUGUACUCAACAUUAUGGGAAGCUGAUGAUUGGGCAACAAGAGGUGGACUUGAAAAAAUUGAUUGGAGCAGAGCACCUUUCUAUGCGUACUACAAGGACUUUGACAUUGAAGGAUGCCCAGUACCGGGACCAGCAAAUUGUGCCUCAAACCCAAGGAAUUGGUGGGAGGGUGCUAAUUAUCAAGCUCUCAAUGCCAUGGAAGCUAGAAAAUACAGAUGGGUUCGUAUGAACCACAUGAUCUACGAUUACUGCACCGACAAGUCUCGGUACCCGGUUACUCCACUAGAGUGCAUGGCAGGAAUAUAAAUAUCAGGAAAAAAACAAGAACAAUCAAUCCAUGAAGCAACUUGGUACAUAGACAUUGAUAAGAUCAUCAUACUUUAAAUGUCUCUUUAAGUGUAUCUUACGUGCGUGUCCUAGUACAUUACUAGUGUCACAAGAGCCAUGCAAAGAUAUAUAGAAUGGGGGUAAUGUGGAGGUGAAAUAAAUUUCUAUUGUGUGGGGUGGGAUAAAAAUCAAUAUAUUUUACUUGUAAGGUGCAAUACGUGUUUGUAUAUGGAUGCACAGCAUUCUGUACUAAAAUGAAUAAAAAGCUUGUGCAUUAUUGAUGAUGUUACUUGAUUA
This is a messenger RNA of Ricinus communis (castor bean), 1320 nucleotides long. RefSeq names its product probable xyloglucan endotransglucosylase/hydrolase protein 6. Lineage: Eukaryota; Viridiplantae; Streptophyta; Magnoliopsida; Malpighiales; Euphorbiaceae. The transcript has 4 exons. Gene Ontology annotation, cellular component: cell wall; apoplast. The record is from RefSeq and is a predicted model, not a curated record. Bases 136 to 1002 code for a protein of 288 amino acids. Gene Ontology annotation, molecular function: xyloglucan:xyloglucosyl transferase activity; hydrolase activity, hydrolyzing O-glycosyl compounds. Gene Ontology annotation, biological process: xyloglucan metabolic process; cell wall biogenesis.